AUGGGGCAAGCUUUAUCGAACGAGGACCCCGUUCCUCGCUCCCACGAGGAGCUAACUAAAGAACUGGCCAACAAGUUUGCGGAAAAGUGUUUUACCCCCCUUGAGCUAUACUCUUUCAAGGAUGUCUUCAACAGCCUCGCCGACCGUGAACACGAGGUCCGCUAUCUGAAAGAAGGCACAAUUGCACGAUAUCUCGAGGUCCCCGAUGCCCUUGACGUGACCCCUGUGCUUUUCCAGAUGGUGUCCUACCUCGGCGCUUUUCCCUUCCUUCAGGAUGCCCCUGCUGUCCUGGGUCUGGAGCAAAUGGUCAUGGUUGUUACGAUUCUAACAGAGAGAUAUCGGAGAGUCCUGACCAGCGGCGUCACAAACCGGAGGAAACUGCUCUUCAAAAGUUUGGCAGUCUACGACCGCAAGCUCUCCGAGAUGCAAGUGGACGAGCGCGCUGAGUCAAGCGUGGAGACUGAUAAGACCGGAACUGGCCAGCGUAGAGGCCCAGUCCCGAUUUCUACGUCGCACUCGGGCUUUGCUAUCGACGAACCUGGGGAUGAUGAGGACCCGGGGCUUGACGACGGUGACGAGUUGGUCCUUGCGGCAUUCGAUUCGUUGGACUACAUCAGUGCCUUCAAGCACGGGGGGCUUCCCGUCACCCAUGACGCCAUGAUACCGGCGGUUAACUUUCAAAAACUCAUCAUGCUUCUCCUCUUGGUAGCGCCAUUGGACGCGCAAGAGAGCCUAUCUUCGUACUCGAGUCGGCUAUCCGGGGAUGAACUGGAACAGCUGCGGAAGACGGCUGGCUGCGUGCUUACGGCCUUCUGCAGCAACGAACAGGAUCAACCCGCCAAACCGCCACCGGAACCGGUUCAACCAUUGCUGGAGAAUACCGGGUCAAUUAUGAACCUGAGCAUUCUAUCUCAGAUAUCAUUUUUUAUCCCGGGCCCAUCCCUCUUUCGCAGGCUCCGUCUCUUGUACUCCGGUGAUGAAGAUGGUUUCAGCAUGGGGAGUUUCGAGUCGAAGGUCUUUAACUGGAGAGCGCCAACCAUCCUGCUUAUGAGCGGAACCAGGCUUCCGGCUGAGGCACUCCAUGAUCAUUCAGGCCCCGCUUCAACGUUUCUUUCGACUCUACCCUCGCAGCGCUUUCCACCCGGUAACAGGAGCGAUGACGAACACGAAAGGGUGACAUUCGGGGUCUACUUAAGCCAGACCUGGAAACACACUCACCGAGAAUGUUUCGGCAACGAAGACAGUGUUCUGUUCCAACUGGAGCCGGUCCACGACGUUUUCCGCGCGUCUACGGUAAACAAAGACUACGCAUCAUUCACAAAGCCAUCAGGCUCCGCGCCAUUGGGGGGCGUAUCCUUCGGCUGCCCGCCCCCGCAACCCACCCAAGCGUACCGCCGUUCCAACAUCAUGUCACUCGGGCCUGUCUCACUCGCCCUCGAAGAUAGUUUCGAGUUCGGAUGCUUCACGCACAACUACACGUCACAAGGGGGUGCAUUCCAGACCAGUGUGGAAAGGAAGUUCGACUUCCAGGAGCGGUUUGAGAUCUCGAGCAUUGAGGUAUGGGGCUGCGGCGGAGACGAGGAGGCCAAGCACCAGGCUGAGCGUUGGGCUUGGGAGGCCAGGGAAGCGGAGGCGAGAAGGAAGAUUAAUCUCGGGACUGGUGACCUUGAAGCAGAUCGGGCCUUGUUGGAGAUGGCUGGUUUAGUCGGGGCAAAUCGGAGCGGCGGUAGUAUGGCUUAG
This is a messenger RNA of Chaetomium globosum CBS 148.51, 1740 nucleotides long. RefSeq lists its product as uncharacterized. The transcript has 3 exons. The record is from RefSeq and is a predicted model, not a curated record. Lineage: Eukaryota; Fungi; Ascomycota; Sordariomycetes; Sordariales; Chaetomiaceae. The coding region runs from base 1 to 1740 and encodes 579 amino acids.